Molecule: messenger RNA, 7247 nt
Organism: Alosa sapidissima (American shad)
Lineage: Eukaryota; Metazoa; Chordata; Actinopteri; Clupeiformes; Clupeidae
Exons: 6
Coding region: 68-7051 (2327 amino acids)
Molecular function (GO): calcium ion binding
Source: RefSeq, a predicted model, not a curated record
AGCGGAGUGUGGAGUCAGUGUUUCCUCACUCUUCUGACAGAUCUCAGGCUGUGUGGAAGGUGCAGCCAUGGGUGGACAGACAGAGAGAGCCCAGGUUCUGUGGUUACUGCUGUUUGUAAGUCUCGUGUGUAAGACCGUGGAGUUUGAGUUGUCAGAUGAGGAUUGGGAGGACCUACCUGCAAGCCUAGUCUCUCUUCACAGGCUGAGGGGACUGCACGACCAGAUUACCCAUGAGGCAAAACCUGACACCCAUCUCCCUUUGUUCCGAGCAGCAAUGUUCCAGAGAAGUUAUGGACCAGCUAUCCGUCAAUUGUCAGAUUCUGAAAGUGUUCCACAGGAUAAAAAUACAGAGGAGGACAUAUUUGAAGUUUUGAAAGACUGUCAGGAUUUACCACAGUGCCUUCUCCAAAAGGAACAGGACUUCAAAGGUUUUCUGGUACAUGUUGAGGGACAAAAGCUUCAAGACUCACUGCUGUCUGCAUCAGAAUGGUCAUACAACUAUCGAAACAAAGUUCUCCUCUUGAUGGAUGAGAAGGCAGAGACACUACAGAGAGCAGAAGACGAAUACCAAGAGGACCCUCUGAACUCCAUGAAGGUUGGACAAGCGUGCCUAUACAAUGUCUCGUGCUUCACAACAGUUAACAGGGACACAGUGGUGAGGAUAUUUGGUCGCACCUCAGAAGAUGGAAGCAGUCUAUCAGAGUAUAGGGGUUCAACAUUGGCUACAAAACUGCUUCAGACAGAACUUAAAUCUGCAUCUCUAUUCUCUAUUGAUGGCAACACAAGUGAUUAUUUUCAGAUAAAUUUUAUGAGAGUAUUUAAAACGCAUGGACUUAGUGCUGUAUUGGAAACUAACAAAAAGGACUAUCAGAUACUUGAUCAUAAUGACUUAGUUGUCAAGUACACUCCCAAAAUUUCAGCACGAGACCACACAACCCAGUAUGAUAAACAAAGUAUCCUAAUCAUGGAAGAUGACCCAGUGGUACGGCAAGCCGCCACCUUCCUGUAUGAGAAACACCCCACAGUAACCUCUGUGUACAUGCUGGAUCAGAACGGUCAUCCUAAAUUAAUCAAAGGAGAUCCCUCGCUUUUGUCGCAGGAUAGCCGACUGGUUCUAGUAGGUCAUGGAAAAAAGGGCAGCGAUAAGGAAACGAGGCUGGCUGGGUACCAGGCAGAGGAGGUGGGUGAGAUUGUCUCACGGAUGAAGAGGUUGGGGGGAGAGAUCAAAACCAUCAGUGUUGUGGCCUGUGAGGUUGGCUCUGAUGAAUCCUUCAUCACCAAAUUACUGAACGAGCUCCAUGCCAGGUCAGUCCACGCAGAGCUUCAUUUGAGGAGCUCCGUUUUACAGGUGAGCCAGUCGGGAGAGAAAGUUACAUUGGAGAUCACACCCAGCGGACUGGAGGUCAUGAGGCAUAAAGACGACAGCAAGAAAGUGAUUGCUUGGAGGAGAGAGGACGGGAAGACAACCAUCAAAAGUCUGUCCAACAGCAAAGGAAAGGAGGUUUUUUCAAAUGAGAAAAACUUUCUGGGUGGCAGUGAGCAACAAAACCCCCCAGUUGAACCAAAGAGAUUUGUCAAUCAAAAUGUACGCAAGCCCCAGACUGAUGUCCUGGAGAAAUUGGCAUGGGCCUUUUUUGGAAAUCGAGAUGUAGGUAACUUAAAUCGGCCUAAAAUAUCAUUUAAUGCAAAAUAUGUCUGGAGAUAUAGAAAUGAAAAUCCAGAGUAUUUUGUAGGAAACAGUUUCAGAAUAAAACGGAAGAUGGAAAACUGCUAUGAAAUCAAGUCAGCUGAAGAUAUUCUUAAUUUGAUCACUCAUUUUGCUAACUAUGGAGACUAUGGAAAACCUGCAUUUAUUAUGUUGCACGACUGGAUUUUCUCCAUAGACACCAAUACCCUUUACAUAUAUCCUAUUGGGAAACGGUUGAACAAUAAUGAGAUCGGUGAUGAUAGCAAAAUAGAGAUGAUCAGAAACAGCAUUGAUGAGCAGGUAAACAAUCAUGACUAUCCGGCCAUACGCUCAGCAAUUGCAGAGAAAGGAGAAAAUAGUUAUGGUAUAUUUGCCAGGAAAACUCUAUACAGCCAAAACAGAGAGACACUAUCCAUCUCAACAGAAGCCUGGUUUAGCACAUACUUUCUUGCCUCAGUAAUAUCAGAGUCUGCAAGAAACUUUCGGACAUUUCCAUUGAUUACAAUGGCAUUGAGCAUGACCAAUGACAAUGGUGUUUUAAAAGAAGAGGGACUGAAAUUUCUGUUAGAAAAUCAUCCAAUGGCAAGAGGUGGUACUUGGAUAAACAAUCCUGAAAGAGGCUUUUAUGGUUCAAGUGAUGUGCCACGAAUGGUCAAACAGGAAGAACUACAAAUGAAACAAAUAGCUCUAAAGAGACUAAUUAAAAAUGAAGGCAAAGUCUACGAAGCAUGGCUGUCUCACAUAGACAAACAGGAAUUUACUCCAGAUUUGGCCAAAAACUUAAUUCGGCAUGUGAACAGUAAUCAAGAACCGGGACCUAACUCAGACAAAUUAAUCAAUUUUCAAAAUGCAAUCCAACAAUACUCAGAUGCCAUCAACAAGCAACAGUCUAACCAGGGGUUCUCCGGGGCCUUAGGAGGAUCAACUGAGGGAGCCGUAACAGGGCAAGAUCUGCAUGCAUAUGCAAAUGUGGAGCAGUCGAUGAAGCUCUCCUCCCAUUACUCACGGUCCUCUGCUGUCCUGUCUGGAGAGAUUCAAGCUCAUUUACAAAAGCAGUUUGGAGAGUCACUGAGAAACUUUGUUCUCAAACACAACAGCAUCCAAGUGAAAGACGGGGAGUGCUACUUUGAGGUAAUAUCAAAGAAAAACCCUCAUGAGAAAUACAGUGCCAAAGUAAAACUACCAGAAGAGGGACAGGUGCAUAUGGACAAGAUCAGGAAAAGUAUGGAGAGCAUUUCAGAGAUGAAGAUUCCAGAGCCUGGAAAGACCCAGAUGGGCUCGGGGCACUUGGAACGCACAGGGAUGGCUAUGGGAGUCAUGGGACUGAUGUUGGGUGCCAAAGGAGCUGUAGAAUCCUUUGAGAGAGGUGACAUAGAACAUGGAGUCAUGGGAACUCUGCAGACAGCUCACGGAGCCACCGGACUGAGCAUGGCACUGCUUGGGAAAAAACUAGCAGUCACAAAAAACAUUAAGGUUAUCAGAACCAUUAAUACAAUAUUGAGAAACCCAGUCUCUAAAGCCGCAUUACGAGUGAUGCCAGUGGUCGGAAUUGGAUUUGGAAUAUACAGCAUUACUGAGGAUGUCAAAAGAGGAGAUGCACUGGGAUAUAUUGAUGUUGGAUUUGAUUCACUCAUGAUUGUAUUGGAUGUGCUUGAGUUGGUACCAGUACUAGCACCAAUAAUAGCUCCUCUUAACUUGGCCAUCAGUGCAAUUCGUAUGAUUUUUGAUGAUGUCUAUUUAAGCAUAGAGUCUGAGCUGAGCAACCUUCCACCAGAUGCUGGAAUGCUGGACAAAAUUGGGGCCUUUUUUCGUGGCCUCGGUAAGGGGUUUCUGCAUUUUGUCUUAGAUAUUGUUAGUUUUUUUUAUACCAUACCCUAUCGUGAGAUUGAGGAAGGACGGCGGCUUGUGGAACAGAUAUCUGACUACCGGAAAUACUACUCCUUCAGAGAGGUCCAGGCCCAUAGAACAGCUAUUGAUUUCACAGGCGGAGAAAUGUCAAUGAGUGGGGGGGGUAUAACAUUCUGUCUGUCUGAUGACUGGUCUUCAAAAUUUUGCAUGGAUUAUUUUGUCUCCUCUGAAACAACCCUUGGUCACAAAUGUUGGACAAUUGACACAAACAACAUAAAAGAUAUAAUCCUUGGAAUUGGGGAAUCUCACCAAUUACAGUACAGCACCAUACAUAGAAAAGUAUUACUAUUCAUACCUGCUGGUUCCAUAGAUGUAGUCUCUGGCUAUAAGGUUAUCCCCAACACCAGAUAUGGAAAUUAUGAAGGAAACAAUCAGGACAAUAACUUCUUCGCUGUUCAGACUAAUGAAGAUAAACACAUUAUGGAAAUAAUGUUCAGCUAUUAUUACAGACUUUAUGGGAAGAAUGGUGAUGACACCUUCUAUUUGGGACCACAGAAAAGUUAUGUGGAAGGUCAGGGGGGUAGAGACACCUACAUUAUUCCCAGUCAGGGAGGCAGCACAGUCAUUAACAACUAUGACUCUGUGAAAACAAUGGACAUGCUUGUGUUAAACGUUUACUUCCGGCAGUUAUCUGUGAAAAAAUCUGGGAAUGAUGUGAUUUUAAAUUUCUUGAAUACUCAUAAUGUUAGAAUAUUGAAUUGGUUUGUCGGAGAGGAGUACCGCCACAUAAACAUGAUGUCAGAGGAUGGUGUCUGUUUUGACAUUCCAAGUGUUGUGGUAUCCUCUAUCAAACUAGUUGCUCAGAGUAUAAAUAUGAUGUCUAAAACUGAAGGUCAAAUAGUUGAUGCAUCCCGACCUCCUCUCAACACAGUGAUCAAUGUCUUUGGUUCAGCACACAAUGACCAGCUGACAGGUAAUGCUGAGAAUAACUUCAUUGAUGGGGGAGGAGGCAGCGACACCUUGAGAGGAAAGGAAGGGGAGGAUAUCUACAUGAUUAAAAAACGAGCAAAUUCAGCAGUGUCCAUUGAAAACUAUUCCAGUGACAACAAACAGGACAUGAUGCUCCUUGAGGCAAAGAUUCAUGACAUCAAAGUCAGGGUGUUCGGUGACCAUGUGAUACUGGCACCCUUUGCUGAUCAAAGCUCUUCCAUCACUCUUCUAAACUGGUUUCGUUCAGAAGCAGAUCGGCACCUGGUGAUUGUCACAGAGGAUUUUAUAACUUUCACAGUUUCAACAGACCGAUCCUCUUGCAUGACAUCCAACCCUUUCAUGAGUAAGUGCAUCUUAGUUCAAGUUUUGGAUUACAGCAAAUCCAAAUAUCCUCUUCAAGUGGACCUGGAAGGGGACGAGGUUUACGAACAAGUCACAGAGGUGCGAGGAUCCGACUUGAAUGACAAUAUCAGAGGUAACAGCCAGCAAAACACUAUAGUUCCAGGAAAAGGUACUGAUUUCCUUUGCGGUCGAGGAGGGAAUGAUUGGUACGUUGUUACUCCAGGUUACGGAUUGAAAACUGUUGACAAUUACUCUCCAGACCUCGCAGCAGACAUGCUGUACAUGAGAGAAGCAUAUGAGUUCAUCAAAUGCAAGUGUGAUGGAGAAAACCUUAAGUUGUUAGUAAAUGACACUGAGCAAGUCUUCAUCAAGGGGUGGUUUGGUUCAAUUAUGUCUCAACAUCUUCAGAUUCAGUCAUCUGAUGGAGUGAUUUUCAACCUGCCAUCCAGCAAAUUUAUUUGUGAACUUGCCACUUCACUCACAAACAGUAAAACUUUCCAAAGACAAAUGGAUUCACAAAUGUUUAACAAGAUUUCUGAAAGAAUAGCAAAUGAUGGUAUCCAACAAUCAACAUUGCUAGGACCUUGUGUAUAUGAUGUUGAUGAGAGUGCUGGUGUUUUGGAGGUAAUGUGUCGUGCCGCACCAGAUUCUUUAGUGUUUCGUGGCUCUUUCGCAGGCCAAGAAAAGUUUCAGGAUCACGGCUGUCCUUAUUCAGAUCAGCCUUUGUUCUCCUCAGGGUCUAUGUCAAGAAGAUAUGAGAUUUACCAAAUGGUAUGCAAGUACACGCUGAACUUGAAGUACCCACAAACGGUGGACAAUAGACAAAAGAGAAGUGCCUCACCCAUGUUCAUGAAUGAAAGAGAGUUUGUAUCUGUGUUAGAAUUAUAUGGCUCCUCAGGAUUUGUUGACAUGACUGGCAAUGCAAAAGACAACAAACUGGACCCUUACACAGGGGGUGGACUAAUGGCAGGGUUAGAUGGUACAGACACCUAUGUGGUGAAAUCUGAAUACGGAACAAAUGUUGAGAUAGAUAACUUAUCAAAAGACAUGAAGGAAGACACAGUUCUCCUCGAAGCUGACUUUUUCAGUGGGUCACUCACAGUUUUGUCUGAAGGAUAUAAUGUUCUGAUCAAAGCCAAAAAGAAAGGUCACGAUAUGCAGGUCCGUUUGCAUAAAUAUCACCUAGGUGAACAGUACCAACACCUGUCCUUUGUGACAUCUGAUGGAGUACACUUUCGGCUUGGAUAUCUGGAGGAUGCAAACCCUGAGACUAUGUUGAUCAAAGCCUACAAAAUCAAGCUGGAAAAUGAGUGGACUGAUUGCCGAAUGGAUUUAAAUGCAUAUGCAAACCUUUCAGCCAUUCAUACAGUCCAAGGAUGCCCACAGCAAUCCAAUAGCAUUGAAGGUAAUGAUUUGGACAAUGCUCUCAGAGGUGGCGUGAAGGUUGACACAAUAGAUGGAGGCCCUGGUCACGACACCUUGAUGGGGGGACAGGGAAAUGACAUCCUUCUGGGGGGCAGCGGUGACGACACCCUUUAUGGAGAAGAAGGGGAUGACACCAUGAUGGGAGGGCCAGGGUCUGAUGCUUUCAUCCCUGGACCAGGGGCAGACUUGAUGGAUGGCGGUGCAGGAAGAGACACAGUGUUUUACCAGGGAAACCACAGCAAUGGUGAAGGGGUCUACAUCAACCUGCUUACUGGUGAGUGUCGGCAGGCUGACGCAGAAGGGGAUGUGCUGAAAGAUGUUGAGAACGUGGUUGGCACCAUCUACUCUGACAUACUGGUGGCAGGCUACGAGCCAACUCUCCUCAAAGGAUCUGAUGGCAACGAUGUCCUUGUGUCUCAAGCUGGACAGGACUACUUAGUAGGUGGAGGCGGAAGUGAUGUGUACAUGAUGGUCUCCCCACGAGGCACCAUCAUCAUUGACAACUGCGCUGAUGACAAUGCCACCGACGUCCUGUACCUCCGUUCCAUGUCUGCGGACUCUGUCCACUGCUCACAGACAAACACCAGCCUGAGUCUGUCAUUCAAGGAUGAAGCCAAAGCCAUGCGGGUAGAACUGAAAGACUGGAUAAUCGGGAGUGACACAUGUAGGCACCUGCUGCUUAUCCUGAAAGAGGGGGAAACUACUGUAGAAGUCCUUCAGCAAAAAUGCAAAGGUAACGUUCAUAGUAGAGAAAGAUAAAUUGUUGAAUUAUGCUGUAUCUUGCCAUAUCUUUGCUUUUGAGUUGCUUUUGAGUUCAAUCUAAAAGUUGGUUGAAAAAUAUUUGAAAUAAUGAAGUUAUAUCCAAGUUGUGUCUAUAUCCUCAUCCUUCUAUAUACUCCAUAUUCUGUACUGGUUGUUAGACAUUUCAUAAAAUGAUUAAAUCUUCUUGCAUCCA